Lineus longissimus is the source of this 2175-nucleotide messenger RNA. Its product is annotated as glutathione S-transferase 1-like. The coding region runs from base 761 to 1447 and encodes 228 amino acids. Lineage: Eukaryota; Metazoa; Nemertea; Pilidiophora; Heteronemertea; Lineidae. Gene Ontology annotation, molecular function: glutathione transferase activity. The record is from RefSeq and is a predicted model, not a curated record. Gene Ontology annotation, biological process: glutathione metabolic process. The transcript is spliced from 4 exons.
CUACAACGAUAAGUAUACCAACAGUUGUUGGGUUCAGUACUUCUUACACUUGAACUGACUUUGCACUCAGCACAUUUGCGGUUCAAAGUCAACGUGCCUCGUAACUUAACUGCCAAAUUGUGCCCCAGGCCAGGACAGAUAUAUCAAUGCUAGUAUUAUGGUAUAUGGAUCUUUGAUAUACCAAGGCAUUGGACUUACACAAUGCACAAAUGGUAUGGGUGGAUUUAGUUAUUCUUCAUAGCAUGACAUCAGAAGGUCAGGUUAGUACUUAUUCUUGAGGUAUGAUAUUUUAACGGUUCAUGAUAUAUGCCAGGCUAAUCAAUCGACGCACACAAGUACAACUCUGGCUUAAUCCGAUUUAAAAUUUGCGGCACGCUACCAAACUGAUCUUGUCUAAGCCUUUUUGUCUAUGAGAUCCCCAAUAUUGAUCAGACUGGCGGGUGCCAAUAAUGCACAAACAUCAAAAUGAAAAAAGCUUUACAAUAUGGUGAUUUCAUAGUUAAGUCAGUCAGUAAUAUUGUACGGAUUCAAUGUGCUGGGUUCAUUCUGGGAUAUAAAGAAGAGUUGUAAAGAAUUCAACAGAGCCCUGAAAUCGUCUGUCUGCAUUUACUUUCUCCGCCAAUAGCGAAUGUUCUGAAACAAUCCAUUCACUCCAACACAGAGACGCCACAUACUAACUAGCACUAACAACGUCUAUAUCACGAUAGGUUAGACUUAAACGUCAGGUGCCGGUAAAGAGGAUUCACUACUCAUAUUUAAAAUGCCUGAGAUCACCUUGUAUAUCUAUUGGGGUAGCCCACAAUGUCGGGCUGUCCUGAUGACGGCCAAGUUACUGGGCCUGCAGCCAAACGUGUUGGAAGUAGACAUGAUGAAGAACUACCACAAACAUCCAGAGUUUAAGCAGAUAAAUCCAGACCAGACCCUCCCAGCUCUAACAGACGGCAAGACAAGAGUAUCACAGAGUCGAGAAAUCAUGAAGUACCUUUGUGAUGGCUACGGUGGUUCAAGUUACAAAGGUAACAAGCCCUCCAUUUACCCCAAGACUAAGAUACGCUCCCUGGUUACCGCCUACCUAGAAUACGACGCCAAAGCGGUCGCACCAAUCGUCCACAAAUAUGCGGUGGACGUCUCCAGAAACCGACUACCAGAUCAGGAGGUUGAGAAUGAUGUCAAGGACAUUCUGGCAGACUUAGACGGCAAGCUAAAGGGCAAGAAAUAUGUGGCAGGCAACCAUGUGUCUAUCGCCGACAUCUCCCUACGUUUCAGCAUAGACAUGCUGCUGGUGCUGGACUACGACCUCAACCCGUAUGAGCACGUGAAGGCGUGGACUGAGAGUAUGACUGAUGUGCCAUUCUUUCGACAGAUCCAGCACGAGUUCAAGGAGUGGAUGCAUCGGGUCGAGACCACGCCAAGGAGCUGUUGCACUUGCUGGGAUGAACUAGACUAAAUGACCAGAUUGAACUCCGAUCAACAUGUUCUAUGAUAUAUUGUACUGUUGCAGAUACUUUGAGGCGGGGCUUUUCAGAAAAUGGAGUGCUUUAAACCCGUUAAUUAAGCUAUGCCACUUGUAAUGUUGAGAGCAAGUUGGUAGAAUGUUUAGGAGAAAAGCUCCCCUGUCUUCAGAAUCUGAACUGUAUACGCUAUGUCAAAGACGUUCUUGGGAGCUCAUACUAAAAACGAAUCAUUUUGCCUACAGCAUGUUCAACGUCGGUAUAUCAAUAGCAACAAUAUAUUCUAGAUUAAAGCUCUUCAGUGAUUUGCUGUUAUUAGGUUGGGAGACAAUUACGCGUGCAGCCUUUGCCAUUAACGCGACGAGAUACUUCCAAUGCCUCUUUCCUUUAUGUCGCAAAACAAUCAUACGUGUUGCUCGCCAAACCAGUCAUUACUUUGAUCCCAUUAACACCACAGAUACACUGCAACUCUAUAAUGGAUAUCUGUCUCACUAAAAAUGUCAGACACUAAAGCUUUUUCCUGCCGGAUAUGUCCCUUUUCAACAACCUCUCAUUCGAAGUUAACUCAAAAAUAUAAUGAUUUCCGUCGAGCUGUCACAGUGACAGCUCAUUGUCGAAGAACGGUGCGCCACGGAAUCCUUAAUGUCACUAUCUUUCGGAAAACACAUUAUUUUGUUCGAAUGUUGGCAUCAGAUAUCACGACCCUGACUAUCAAUACAAUCAA